AUGCUGACCCGCAAUUUGGAUCGGUUGCAGUUCCUCCUGCAUACUAUGCUCACCUGCUGCCCUUGCGUCGUGGUAAACUCGCACAGCAGGGAAAGCAUCAAGGAGGUGCUGAAAGUCGUGCAAGCAAGAAUGAGGGAGAUCAAGCAUGGCGACAGCAAUUGCACGGGAACUGCCCUCCUGGUCGGGAUCCCAAACGUUGGGAAAUCGGCCAUUGUUAGUGCGAUGCAUCAAAUUGGGAGGAUUGCGGCAGCAGAGAAGGGGAAGCUCAAGCAUGCGAUUGUGAGCAGCCAUCUUGGAGAAACCAGAGACAUACGUCUUCUUUUCCCCAUUGUAUUGGUUGGUCUCGCUGCUUGGAAGAUUACAGUUGAUUACCCCAUAACCGCCGCGUGA
Zea mays is the source of this 390-nucleotide messenger RNA. Its product is annotated as DAR GTPase 2, mitochondrial-like. Gene Ontology annotation, molecular function: GTPase activity. The record is from RefSeq and is a predicted model, not a curated record. Gene Ontology annotation, biological process: mitochondrial translation. NCBI's taxonomy places the organism in Eukaryota, Viridiplantae, Streptophyta, Magnoliopsida, Poales, Poaceae. The transcript is spliced from 5 exons. Bases 1 to 390 code for a protein of 129 amino acids. Gene Ontology annotation, cellular component: mitochondrion.